Messenger RNA from Hevea brasiliensis (rubber tree), 1475 nucleotides. Its product is annotated as probable methyltransferase At1g29790. Gene Ontology annotation, molecular function: methyltransferase activity. Bases 168 to 1385 code for a protein of 405 amino acids. The record is from RefSeq and is a predicted model, not a curated record. Lineage: Eukaryota; Viridiplantae; Streptophyta; Magnoliopsida; Malpighiales; Euphorbiaceae. The transcript has a single exon.
GGCACAACCUUUAGCUAAUUUAUUGGGUAUAUCUAAUUAAUUUCUUAUGCGAAUAGAGAUCUGCGAAGGAAGACCAUAACCCACUUCCCAGUUGUUGCUAUUCCAAUAUUUUCUUCAUCUCCAAGUGAUCUUCAUCAAAUCAAUUCCAACUAGUGAACUAGAUCCUCAUGGAUUCCCCUCAUAAACCAAAGUCUCUCUCCACCAAACUCUUUUUCCUUUUCCUUCUCUUGUCCACAAAUCUACUUACUUUGUUCCUUUCCUCCACCUUCUACUCCUCUUGCUCUCUCAACCCCCUCACCACCGCCACCACAGCUGCUGCCACUUCUAUUACCACCAUAGAUACUAGUUCUACUAACUCUGGCUCGGCUACUAAAGGAUACGAUUUUGAUUCCUCUCAAGACCUCCCAUCUGAAUUCCUGGCCUUCACUUCUGGCCAAGUUCUUCCAUUUGGUUUCAACACAAACUUUGAUUCUGACACCAUCUACCCACCAGUUGGCAAAGCUUGCACUCUCUUUCCCAAUGAACUCCACCGCUUCAUGACCUACAAGGUAAAUGGAUCCUGCCCGGAUGAUGAGCUUCUAGCACAAAAGCUGCUCCUCAAAGGCUGUGAGCCUCUCCCUCGCCGCCGCUGCCGGCCAGCUGCGCAGCCAGAUUAUGAAGAACCCUAUCCUCUGCCUACCAGCCUAUGGACCACGCCCCCAAAUUCAUCAGUCGUGUGGACUGCCUACACCUGCAAAGAUUACUCAUGUCUCAUCAACCGGUAUCGAACGCAAAAGGGCUUCGAUGAUUGCAAAGAUUGCUUUGAUCUUGAAGGCAGAGAAAAAACUCGUUGGGCUGAGAAACAGAGCAAUGGAGGAGGAGGACUUGACUUCUCUAUUGAUGAAGUAUUAGCAACGAAGAAACCUGGCACGAUCAGAAUCGGACUUGACAUUGGAGGUGGAAUAGCUACAUUCGCAGUGAGAAUGAUGGCAAGAAACAUAACAAUUGUAACAACAUCAAUGAAUUUGAAUGGUCCAUUCAAUAAUUUCAUAGCUUCAAGAGGGAUAGUGCCUCUUUAUAUAAGCAUCUCACAGAAGCUUCCAUUCUUCGAUAACACCUUGGAUAUUGUACACUCAAUGCAUGUAUUGAGCAACUGGAUUCCAACAACUUUGCUUCAUUUCUUGAUGUUUGAUAUCUAUAGGGUGCUCAGGCCUGGUGGGUUGUUUUGGCUAGAUCAUUUCUUCUGUGUGGGUGAGCAGUUGGAGGAGGUCUAUGGACCACUUAUUGAGAGCAUUGGAUUCAACAAGUUGAAGUGGGUUGUAGGGAGGAAGCUUGAUCGUGGACCAGAGCUCCAAGAGAUGUACCUCUCAGCUUUGUUGGAGAAGCCAUUGAAGAAUUCUUGGUGAUUUUUUUUUUUUUUUUUGGUUUUUGUCUUGAUUACAUAAAGUUUUAAGAGAAGCCAUUGAAGAAUUCUAGUUUUUUUUUUCUUUUUUUCU